UAUCCUUUCCCGAGUUGUGAACACCGUGGCAAAGGGCGAUACCCUCCGUGUCCGCAUCAGCUGUACCCUACGCCGGAAUGCAUAAAACGUUGUGACACGCAAGAAAUAGAUUACGAAAAGGAUAAAACGAGGGCCAAUACAUCUUACAAUGUUUAUCCAGCCGAAAAAGCAGUUAUGAAGGAGAUUAUGCUCCGUGGCCCGGUUGGGGCAACUUUGCAUGUGUAUGAGGACUUUCUGGACUACCAAUCCGGUGUGUAUUUCCACGUUUGGGGUGGCCAUUUAGGUGAACAUGGAAUUCGUAUUUUGGGUUGGGGAGAGGAGGACGGUGUUCCCUAUUGGUUGAUUGCCAAUUCCUGGAACGAAGACUGGGGUGAGAAGGGAUAUAUGCGAGUACUCAGAGGGAGGAAUGAAGGCGGAAUCGUGGACCAAGUCACAGCCGGUCUACCAGACCUUUUUAACUUUCCAUAUUGA
Molecule: messenger RNA, 471 nt
Organism: Opisthorchis viverrini
Lineage: Eukaryota; Metazoa; Platyhelminthes; Trematoda; Opisthorchiida; Opisthorchiidae
Exons: 2
Cellular component (GO): lysosome
Molecular function (GO): cysteine-type endopeptidase activity
Source: RefSeq, a predicted model, not a curated record